This is a messenger RNA of Menidia menidia (Atlantic silverside), 3627 nucleotides long. The record is from the annotation of a GenBank genome assembly. NCBI's taxonomy places the organism in Eukaryota, Metazoa, Chordata, Actinopteri, Atheriniformes, Atherinopsidae.
CGCGUUGCCCCUAGUUUCAACAGACUGCGCAUGCGCUGCAGACCUUUACAAUGAUGGCGGCGUCUCUGCAAAAACAUAAGCUGACUUUUGGUGCUUGAAAAACGUGUAUUUUAUCAAAAGCAGUGAGACCAUGCCCACUGACAAGAAAAUCACUAAUGAAGAUACGUGGAGACCUGCUGACUUGAGAAGACACAUCAGGGAAGAUGACCAUGUGGAUGACCGUGCCAGGAGGAGAGAUGACACUGAGAGAAAGCACCGGGGUGGGGGAUCGAUAGAAAGACGUCACAGAGAACCAGAGGAGUCCAGACGAGACCGAGACAAGCUUCGGGAGAGGGAAAGCACAAGAGUAAAAGAAGAUGAAGACGGCAAAGAAAGAUAUUCAGAGCGAAGGAAAGAGGGCUCGCAAAGCAGGAAGAGAGAUAAGAACAAGGACCGAAGAGACGAGAUGGACACUGAAAAGACAAGAUUAACAGAUGAUGACAGAGAAAAGAAGGAAAGGAGACGAGAGAGACACGAAAAACGUGAAAGAGAGAGAGAAAAGGACAGGCACAAAGAUAAGGAGAAAGAAAUGGAAAGAGACAAAAAGAGACACACUGCAGAGGACAGGGACAAAAGGAGGGAGGAUAAAGACAAGGAAAGAAGGAGAGAGGAAUGGGACCGCGAGCACAGAAGCGAUAGAAAACGACUGGAAGAAAGUGGGGAAGGAAUAAGAGAUCCCACAAGAAGGCAGCACAGAGAGCACAGUGAACAGCGACACAGAAAUGAUGAAGACCAGAAGAAAGACAGAGACCUUCAGGAGAGACAGGAAGACGGAAAGCAUUCACAGCGGAAAGAGGACAAAGAGUACAAAGAAGAACGCAGAAGACGUAAAGAGGAGAGAGAGAGGAGGCACAAAGAGAGAGGACAUCCCGAUGAAAUACGGAAGCAUGAAAACGAAUCAAGGGAGCAUCUAGACUUUAGACAAACUGGUGAAGAGUUAAGGCGUUACCAUAGUGACAGGGACCGAGGAGAAAGAGACAAACACAGAGAGAGACGGAAAAAAGUGGAAGAUGAUGCAGAGACAAGAUACAAAGAGAGAAAGCAGAAACAAGAAGAAGCAGAAGAUGUAGAAAGAAAUCUGAGAGACACAACCAGCUCCAAGAAAUCAUCUUCUGACAAAAGACACAAACAUGAAAAGAAAGACAUAGUGGGAGAGGGAUUUAAGGAUGAAGAUUUGGCAGAAGAAGAAUAUGAAGAUGAUUUUGAGGAUUAUGAAGAGGAUUUUGAGGAGAUGGAUGAGAGCACAGAUGAGGCUGAGAAGGAGUUGCUGGAUUCUAACGUGGAUGAUGGAGAAGAGAAGCUCACAACCCAGCAGAAAAAGGAGAUUGAGGCAAUUAAGAGAGCCAUGGCUGAAGAAAAUGAGAUAGCCGGAACGACUCAGUCCAGACAAAGUACAAACAGAGAGGAGGAAGACACACAGAAAACGCCCAAAGGCUCUGAAAAGAACGAGAGGACAUCUUCCCAACGUGGCAAAUUUAUCGACUUUGUGACUGCAAAGCAGCGGGAAGUCAGCAAGAAAGUUUCUUCAAAACAGAAGAAGCGAAGCACAGAGCUGCUUCGUCUAAUUGAUCUGGACUUCUCCACGACGGCCUGCCUGUUGGAUCUUCCACCUAUCAGUGAAUAUGAACUGUACAUCAGAAGCUUUGGAAAUGCAAAUACCAAACAGGCAUACGUUCAGUGCAAUGAGGAUAAUGUGGAGCGAGACGUCCAGACAGAGGAAAUAGAGAUUUCUGAGAAGUGGACCCAGCAUCCCCCAGAGCGCAGUGGAGCCUGUGGGGAUCCAAACGUCUCUCAAGAUAAAAGCAGAAGUGACUUGAACAUUGAUUCAAAACGCCUGAUAUCAUUUCUGCACUCAGCUUCACAGGUCAUGGUUGUGCUGCUGGAGGAGGACCAAGCAGAGAGAAACUCCCAAAGAAAGCUGAAGACUCAAACAGACUCGCUGUCUUUCAGCGGUGGAAGUUUGCAGCUGAACACUAACUUGCCUUUUCUUUAUGGUCGCCGUGUCAGCCUGGUGCAUUUCUCGGAGGUUCAGAGACACACUAUGAUGACCGUCCACAUGCCCACAGUCCAGCCAAGCGCCGUGCGUCUCGACAGCUGUACCAUAAUCUGUAUCUGGAACAUCUGGGAGCGGUCAAGACCUCAGAAGAUUCUCAUCUACGAAUCUGCGGUGCAGUGCUGCUGUUUCAGCCCUGGAAAGGCCACGCUGGUGUUUGCAGGGACCUCAGUUGGCUCUGUUGUGCUCUGGGACCUGAGGGAGUAUGCAAGUGACCAUUAUCGCUUAAAAAUAGGCGAGGAUGAGUGGACCUUCAGACAUCCUACCUUCUCUACAGAUGCAGUGAUGGCUGCCACAGGCCAUUACUCGCCCGUGACGGCUGUCGAAGUUGUUCCCUCCAUCGUAACCGGAGGGCUGAAUGUAGAGGUCCAGUUUUUGGCAUCUGAGGAAGAAUCAUCAGGAUUGUCAUUCCAGCUGGCUUCUCUGGAUGAAAGCGGGCUGAUAAAUUUCUGGGUGGUGGUGGAACUCCCCAAAGGCAACGAGGCAGGUUCACCAGCAGAUCUAGGUCUCCGGCCGGGGGGCAAAGUUAAGCUGCUUCACAGCUCCUCCCUCCUGGCUGCUGAGAGGGUGUCACCACGAGAUGCAGCCAAAAAAAGAGCAUUACAGACGCAGCUUUUAAAAUUUCUUCCAACAGAUUCCAACCAUUUCUUUGUCGGCACUAAUUUGGGUCUUGUCAACCAUGGAACAAGUCACGGUUUGAAGGCUCCACCAAAGUUUUACAGGUUUCAGGAGGUUGAAGUACGACCUGUCAAUGUCACAUCAAUUCACUUCUCUCCCUUCAAACCACAUUUGUUCUUGGUGGGCUGUGAGGAUGGCAGCAUCAGGCUGCACGCGGUCAGCCAUGAGCAGCCCGUGGCAGAGUGGAGGAACAGCACAGCCGGUGAACCGGUGGUCUCACUGCAGUGGUCUCUGACCCGGUCGGCGGUCUUCUGUGUGCUUGAUGCUGCCUCGAACCUCCACAUAUGGGACCUGUUAAAGGAGGAUGGGCAGCCUGUGGUCACCGAGAGAAUCAGUGCUGAUAGGGUAACAACUAUGGCCGUGUUCGGAGACUCUGAGAAAAAAAUCACAUUUUCAGGAGUAGCCCUGGCGCACGAGUCUGGAAAAAUAGAGCUGCAUUUCUUCACAAAUAAUUUAACUGUGUCAAGCUCUGCGGAGGAGGAAAAGUUGGACAGCUUAUUGACUGAGGCCUUUUGAAAUAUUACAUCACUGAUGAUCAUCCUCACAAUUGUGAAUGUAGUUGUACUUAAAUCCUGGAAGAGCAUUAAAACCAGUUUAUAAACCUCUUUAAACUCAGAAUCAGAAUUAAAGAGAUGCGUUUUUUUAUUCUUAUCACUGGCACAUGCUAGAAAAUGUAUAUUGUUAUGAGAAGAAUGAAGCUAAGUACCAAAGAUCCAUCACAGUGAUCUAUGCAUCCAUACAUUCCAGAGUCACAGAGGGAGGUGGGAUACACCCGAUACGAGUCGAUGCUUUAUGAAUUUUAAAAGCUGCUUGUACAUGUAUGUAGAUAUAAGUAUAUUUAUACUUUUUUAUCAUAU